Molecule: messenger RNA, 2161 nt
Organism: Arabidopsis lyrata subsp. lyrata
Lineage: Eukaryota; Viridiplantae; Streptophyta; Magnoliopsida; Brassicales; Brassicaceae
Product: NAC domain-containing protein 53
Exons: 6
Coding region: 283-1965 (560 amino acids)
Biological process (GO): regulation of DNA-templated transcription
Molecular function (GO): DNA binding
Source: RefSeq, a predicted model, not a curated record
AUUCUAGAGACUUUAAAAGCUAUGACUAGUCCAAGACUUCCACGUGUCGGUUUAGUAAAGACAGUCACCCAAAAACAGUCACAGCCAGUCACUUGAUAUGCUAUCCCGGCACAGGAACACUUUCCUGGAAAAUAUUAAAACCUCACGGCGUGAAACUUCUUCUGCACAUUUUGUAGCUACUACGGUCGCUUAGCUCCGAUUGGUUCAUCGUCUUCUCCGGUUUGCUUUGUUCUCAUUUUCCUCAAAUUCUCCCAACCCAUUAUUUUGGUCCACCGAGUAUAUAUGGGUCGUGGCUCAGUGACGUCGCUCGCUCCUGGGUUCCGCUUUCAUCCCACGGACGAAGAACUCGUUCGUUACUACCUUAAACGCAAGAUCUGCAAUAAACCCUUUAAGUUUGAUGCUAUCUCUGUUACCGAUGUAUACAAAUCCGAGCCGUGGGAUCUCCCGGACAAGUCGAAGCUGAAAAGUAGAGACUUGGAGUGGUACUUCUUCAGUAUGCUUGAUAAGAAGUAUAGAAAUGGGUCGAAGACGAAUCGUGCGACUGAGAUGGGAUAUUGGAAGACCACAGGGAAAGAUCGAGAGAUUCUUAAUGGCUCAAAAGUCGUAGGGAUGAAGAAGACUCUUGUUUACCACAAAGGUAGAGCUCCUCGUGGCGAAAGAACCAAUUGGGUUAUGCAUGAGUAUCGCUUGGUUGAUGAAGACCUCGAUAAAACUGGUGUUCACCAAGAUGCGUUUGUGCUUUGUAGGAUUUUUCAGAAGAGUGGUUCAGGACCUAAAAAUGGAGAGCAGUAUGGUGCUCCAUUUGUUGAGGAAGAGUGGGAGGAGGAGGAUGAUAUGACCUUUGUACCUAAUCAAGAAGAUCUUGGAAGUCAAGAUCAUGUUUAUGUCGAUAUGGAUGACAUUGAUCAGAAGUCUGAAAACUUUGUGGUCUAUGAUGCCAUUCCUAUCCCGUUAAACUUUAUUCACGGGGAGUCGAGCAAUAAUGUUGAAACAAACUACUCAGACUCCGUAAACUAUAUACAACCAGGAAACUAUGUGGACUCUGGUGGCUACUUUGAGCAACCAGAAGAAUCUUAUGAGAAAGAUCAGAAGCCUAUUAUUCGUGAUGGUAACCUUCAAAAUGACGCAUUGUUUCAAGAGGAAGAAAUUGGCUGUGGUGUCCAGGAUGAGCACACCUCAAAUUUGCUAUCAUCUGAAAACAUCUUUGGGACUGAUACAUCAUGCUACAAUGAUUUUCCAGUUGAGAGCAACUACUUGACCGGUGAGGCGUUUCUGGAUCCGAACAGUAAUCUUCUGCAGAAUGAUGGUCUGUACCUGGAAACAAAUGAUCUCAGCAGUACCCAGCAAGAUGGUUUCGACUUUGAAGAUUAUCUUACCUUCUUUGAUGAGGACGAUGAGAGUGCUCAAAACUUGACUUUUGAUCCUUCUCAACUGAUGGGAAAUGAAGAUAUUUUUGUCGAUCAAGAAGAGCUCUUCCAAGAGGUCGAGACCAAGGAACUAAAGAAAGAGGAGACGUCAGGGAGCAAACAUGUGGUGGAAGAAAAGGAAAAGGAUGAAGCAUCUUGUUCAAAACAAGUUGAUGCAGAUGCAACAGAGUUUGAGCCAGAUUACAAGUACCCGUUCCUCAAGAAGGCAAGCCACAUGUUGGCCGCUAUUCCUGCUCCGCCUGCAUUUGCUUCUGAGUUGCCUACAAAGGAUGCAGCUAUCCGGUUACACGCAGCACAAUCAUCAGGUUCAGUUCAUGUAACCGCAGGUAUGAUCACAAUAUCAGACGGCAACAUGGGCUGGUCAUACGGCAAAAACGGGAACUUUGACUUGAUCCUUUCUUUGGGGCUGGUCCAAGGGAAUACUGCCUCCGAGAAAUCAGGAAAUAGUUCAGCAUGGGCAAUGUUAAUCUUCAUGUGUCUCUGGGUCCUCGUACUCUCAGUUAGUUUCAAAGUGAGCAUUUUGGUCUCUUCCGGGUGAUAGGUACCCCUUUCUUUUCAAACAAGACUUUUGUGUUUGUACAUUGAUAUAGAUUUACUUGCAGUGUUCUGCUGCUCAAUGUUUUAUUCUCUAAUUAUAUUGAAUAAAUCUCAUUCUAUAUCACAAUACAAAAUACUGUAAAAGUAUGUUUCAGAGUUGAUGUUAUGGUUCUAAUCGGGUUCUUGAUUUGAUUUUA